Truncatella angustata is the source of this 501-nucleotide messenger RNA. RefSeq lists its product as uncharacterized. The transcript has a single exon. Lineage: Eukaryota; Fungi; Ascomycota; Sordariomycetes; Amphisphaeriales; Sporocadaceae. The record is from RefSeq and is a predicted model, not a curated record. The annotation marks the transcript as partial.
ACUUACCCAGUUCAGAGUAACACCAAGCCCAUUGAGUCCACCACCAAGCCUGCUCAGUCCAUUACCGUGCCUGUCGAGAGCACCACCAAGCCUGCUCAAUCCACUACCGUACCCGUCGAGAGCGCCACCAAGCCUGCUCAGUCUACAUAUCCCGUCGAGAGCGCCACCAAGCCUGCUCAGUCCCUUACCGUGCCUGUCGAGAGCACCAAGCCUGCUCAGUCUAUUACCGUGCCUGUCGAGAGCACCACCAAGCCUGCUCAGUCCACUACCGUACCCGUCGAGAGCGCCACCAAGCCUGCUCAGUCUACAUAUCCCGUCGAGAGCGCCACCAAGCCUGCUCAGUCCACUACUAAGCCAGUCGAGAGCACCACCAAGCCUGCUCAGUCCACUACCGUACCCGUCGAGAGCGCCACCAAGCCUGCUCAGUCUACAUAUCCCGUCGAGAGCGCCACCAAGCCUGCUCAGUCCACUACUAAGCCAGUCGAAAGCGCCACCAAGCCC